UUCAGAUUUGGAAUUCCUUAAAUGAAAAACUUAAUUGCGCUACUGCACAAGAUGACUAGUCUUUGUAAAAGCUUUUAGACUUGUUGGGUACUAUGGCAAGCAACAUUGGAGAAGUGGUAGUUGAAGUUGCUCCUUUUCCUUUCAUUUCUGCUUCUCCAAAAAUUUAACAUAAAUAUUUGGAGUGAGCACAGAGCCUUCCAUCAACAUGAUUUAUUGCAGGGAGCAAUUUUGGUAUUCCAGAGCUAGUAGUACUAUAUUGUUUUGUGUGUUGUACGUACUUUUCUCUACCUGGAGAAAAUAUAACCACACUACUUUUGUUUAAUAUCUUAGAUAUCUCUUGGCCCAUCAGUAGUAACUUUGUCGAGCCAGGGGCUCCCUUACACGCGAGCUGAUUAGAUGCGUGGAAUUAGAAGACUCGUACAUACUGUCUAGUAUGGCUAUAGAGUAAGAGAAUUAACCAGCGACAAAGACUACGCAGCUACAAAUAAUUCUAAUUUGAUUUUUUUAUUCUUCCACCUUUCUUUAUUUGAUAACUAUUUAAUGACAUCAUCUCAUUUUACUUCUACUGCAUCCUACUUAACACUGCAUUGAGAAGAAAAGUUAACUAAAAGUAUCGUACUAAAGUAAAAAAGUUUCACUUAUUUCUUAAACUGAAUGUCAAAUGGUGUACCGUAAAUUGGGAUAAGGGAGUAGCAAUAAUUGUGUCUAAAAGAGAAGACCCUUGUUUGCCUUCCAGUUUUCAUUGCCAAGUCAAGCUAUUUUAACUAAUCCCUCAAUACAUCAAACGCAAAGAAGCAAAAAAAUAUGGCAGAAUCCAUGCAAGACUCAACUCCAUAUAGUGAUGUUUCCAUGGCUUGCAUUUGGUCACUUGAUCCCAUAUAUCAAUCUGUCAAAUGAACUUGCAAAAAGAGGUCACAAAAUCUAAUUCUUGUUGCCUAAACGUGCAGGAAUUCGACUUCAAAAUCUCAAUUUUUAUCCUCAUCUCAUCACAUUCCACAAACUCACAAUCCCUCAUGUUGAUGGCCCUCCAUAUGGUGCAGAGAAUACAGCUAAUGUGCCUGGAUCUUUGGAGACUUUACUAGCAACAGCUAUGGAUGAAUUAUACGAUGAAAUCAAAUCUUUUCUUGAAAAUCUAAAACCCCAUUUCGUUAUCUUUGAUUUUGCUUAUUGGAUCCCUGAGUUAGCACUACAAAUUGGAGGUAUCAAGACUGUGUCUUACAGAGUUGUUUGCCCGGAUAAGACUACUUUUAUGACAUCAACUGCAGCUGAGCUUGUAAAGCCACCACCAGGUUACCCUUCUACUACUGUGGUGUUGCGUGAAUGUGAAGCUAAAUUGUUACAGUUUCUAUUUGAUGAAUAUGGCAAGGGGGUGACAUUUCUCGAACGAAUGCAGAAGUCCCGAGCAGGAUGCGACACAAUCCCUCUAAAAACAUGUAGAGAGGUUGAAGGAACAUUUGGUGACUUUGCAGCAAAACAACUUGAAAAGCCAAUCCUUUACACAGGAGCUGUUCUUCCUGAGCUGAAAAAUGAGCCUUUAGAAGAACAUGGAUUAUCUAAUCGGCUCGAGAAAUUCGAGCCAGGAUCAGUAGUAUUCUGUGCACUUGGGAGCCAAACUAUUCUUCAAAAUAAGCAGUUUCAAGAACUUGUUUUAGGCCUUGAACUGACUGAGUCACCAUUCUUGUUAGCGGUUAAGCCACCCGAGGAGACAAAUUCAAUAGAAGAAGCCUUGCCAGAGGGAUUCAAACAAAGGGCUAAAGAAAAGGGAUUGAUUCUUGAUUGUUGGGUGCCACAAUUGAAGAUUUUAAGUCACAAAUCAGUUGGUUGUUUUGUGAGUCACUGUGGGUAUGGAUCUAUGUGGGAGUCUUUGGCAUUGUGUGAUUGUCAAUUGGUAUUUUUGCCUAGGUUUUUUGAUCACCUUUUAAAUGCUAGGCUGAUGGAACAUGAACUGAAAGUUGGUGUAGAAGUGGAGGAGGAGAAUGAUUUAUUUACAAAAGAGAAUUUGUGCAAGGCUGUGAAAUGUAUGAUGGAUAAAGAUAGCCAAAUUGCUUGUUCAAUGAAAGAGAAUCAUAGGAAAUGGAAGGAACUUCUUUCAAGUCCUGGAUUUAUGAGUAACUAUAUUGAUAAUUUCAUUCACAACUUGCAUGGACUUCUACUUGAACAGACCUAGAUUAAUCAAAGAUUGAAGUUACUGGUUUGGCAGAAUCUAGUAAUUUUGAUGCAGAUCAUGUAUUUGUGUUAAGAUAUUUAAUUAUAUUUAUCAAAUAUUAUCCUGUUUUGAAAUUCAGAACUCAUAAAUUUAAAAAUCUGUAUCUAUUUGCAUAUGGUUGAGAUCUCUACUAAAUUACAGAUAUUUGCACUCUUUAAGUUUGUACU
This is a messenger RNA of Capsicum annuum, 2373 nucleotides long. RefSeq names its product UDP-glycosyltransferase 79B3-like. The record is from RefSeq and is a predicted model, not a curated record. Gene Ontology annotation, molecular function: UDP-glycosyltransferase activity. NCBI's taxonomy places the organism in Eukaryota, Viridiplantae, Streptophyta, Magnoliopsida, Solanales, Solanaceae. The coding region runs from base 1091 to 2167 and encodes 358 amino acids. The transcript is spliced from 3 exons.